GAACUUUUGAUCCUUCCGACAUCCGAAACCCUGGAGGAAGUGCCAAUUGUCGACUUGUCGGGACGUCUAGGUCGCGCGACCAUGCAUCUGACCUCAGCGAUGGAUCUCAAAGUUGAUUUUAAGAACUACCAUUCACCCCCACGUGCCGAUUUCAACGACGUCGACGCUAUUCACAACCAUUCUGCAGAAACACAAGAUAUCGAGAGCUCUGUCGUGGACAACAACCCCGGUCAACCACUGUACAAUGCCGAGAUCUACGGCAGUCUCCGCAAGGGAGGCGCGGUCAAGUUCUUCUCGAUGGACUGUGUCGGUCUCGUAGCUGCCACGUUCGCGUCGACGUUCUCGAUGGAGUGUCUAAACAGUGUCAUCCUACCGAUGCUGAAAGAGCAUUUCGGUCUCAAGACGGCCGAGUUAGCUGCUGCCAAGCGGUUGACCUCAAUUCCGUUAGCCUUCUGCUUCUUCAUCGGGUUGCUGUCGGAUAGUUACCCCAUUCUGGGGUUCCGUCGUAAGGGGUACCUUAUCAUCGGUUUGGCGACUACAGUACUGAGUUUCUUCGUUCUCUCUGGCUUGGACGGAUACAUUGAGACCAUGGAAGAUGGGACUGCAGGUACUGGUUUAGCUGUCGCCAUCAUCACAUUCGCUACGUUGGCUAGUACUGGGAAUAUCAUGACGUAUGUAUGCAUUCAGACUAGAGUGCUUGAGCUGUCUCAACGCGAACCUUUGGGUAUGCGAGGAGCUAUCACCGGAACGUAUUUGAUGUUCCGAUGCAUCGUGUAUAUCUUCACGGACGCAAUUGCGUACGCGUUUUCAAGCACCUCGACACACCAUUGUACAGCGCUACUAGUAUUCGGCAUUGUGGUCGCUCUUUCGAUCCCCCUUGUGUGGAAGGCUUGGCAGGAGAAAUACUACUCACUCUCGACUCCUAUGAAGACCCGUGGUCAGAUUCUGUGGAGGAUCAUGCAGCAGAAGGCGGUGUGGAGUAUUUUGAUGUUCAUGUGCUUUUACACGCUCUUCGCUGGCAUCGCAUUCAGUGGUCCUUCAGUAAUCAUCAGCGUGUGGGCCGGUGCCAGUGGUGACAACACGUUUGUACAGCAACUAAUGUAUUACGGUGCGAUGUUGUUCACGAUAGUGGCUUGGCGAUACUACUUCAUGAAUCGACCAUGGCGAGCUUUCUAUGGCAUGUCUAUCGUGCUGCUUAUUAUCCCGCAGUUGGUCUUGGCAAUCCUGGUUACUCAAGAUACUUUACGCGACCGAUACUUCUACCGCUUCAUGACUCUGUUCACGAGUAUUUCAGCCGGUAUCGGCUGGCUGUCCAGCUUGAUUCCGCUGACGGAAAUCAUCCAAGAAGGCUCGGAGGGUGCCAUGGUUGGACUGAUGCUGUCACUGUACUUUCUAGUUACUGCCUUCGUUCAAACCAACGCAGAGGGACUUCUCAAUGGCACCAACUUUUACAACAUCGCAGAAGUCGCGUUGGACACAUCCGAGGCUCGGUCUGACGUCCUCAAGGCGUUGAUUCUCAACUAUGGUAUCAACGCUCUGGCGUUCAUUGGACUGUACUUCUUGCCAAGACAGAAGCUCGACACGCAACAGCUGCGUAGCUACGGAGGGUACACAAAGUGCGCCAGCGCUGCUAUCGUCACGUUUGCUGUGGUGUUGUUCUUGUAUUCGCUGAUUAUUACAGUUCUAACGCUCAACCCUUCCACGUCCUGUCUGAGUAUCGCUGGAGGAGAUGGAUGCUAGACUUUACCUUCGAAGUAGCUAUUAUAUUUGUAAUCCAGAUAUUGUGUAGAUGUUCCCUAUCAAUCGCAGCUUAGCCGUUGAGUAGCAAGUUCGAAUUUAAGAACAAGUAGAGUUUAAAAGCAUUGAUAUACGGCAUCGAC
Molecule: messenger RNA, 1880 nt
Organism: Phytophthora nicotianae INRA-310
Lineage: Eukaryota; Oomycota; Peronosporomycetes; Peronosporales; Peronosporaceae
Exons: 1
Coding region: 82-1740 (552 amino acids)
Source: RefSeq, a predicted model, not a curated record